Messenger RNA from Cinara cedri, 12375 nucleotides. NCBI's taxonomy places the organism in Eukaryota, Metazoa, Arthropoda, Insecta, Hemiptera, Aphididae. The record is from the annotation of a GenBank genome assembly.
AUGGGCAACACCGAGAGCAAUGUCGCGAGCGGCGUCAAGAAACAGGUGGACACCUCGUCGUUGCAGAUCUACAAUCUGGUGGACCUGAAAGGUACGUAACGGCGCGGCUGCGCGAUAUUUCCGGCGCGUUUGAACGCCGUCGGGCCCGGGCCCCGGGCCGAUUAUUAGACGACACGGGAGAAAAACAAAAAUAAUAAACAAUAAACGAUAAAAAAAAAAACAUCUACGGACACACUUCGCACGACGGGCGAGCCGCUGUUGUACAGCCGGAAACGUCGGAAAGGCGGGUAAUUUAACGCGUGUACAUAUCCGUACGCGACGAUCGGUCUUUGGUAACGAAAAAGACGAUUUGAACGCGGAGUACGUUGAAAGGCCGUGUAAUAUUUACGAUUUGAAUACGAAUACGUUGCCAGUACGUUAUCCCGUGUGUUAUUGAAACCGCUUGGAAAAUCAAAAAACGAACCGCCCCGGUCGGAUUUCAUUUCGGAAAAGGCGCUACACUCGAAAGUCGGAGCGAAAUUGCCGGUAAAAAUGUUGUCCGUAAAAAAAAAAAAAAUAUAAAGAAUAAAAAAACGUCGUUGUAAAACCAAUGCGUUCCUCGCUCUUAGAAUCUAAAAUUUGCAUUACGGUGGUAAGUGUGAAUUGCGCAUAAUAUAACCGGACAUUUCAUUCGGUACACCGAAUAACAACGUCUUCGCAAUAAAACGUUUGAAUAAUUGUCGCAAAAAAAUAAAACGAAAGCGUUUAACAGUAUAUUAUUAAAGGCAUGGUAUACGUUGAGUAACAGUUUUUCGUCAUGUUAUUGUCCGAUGUCGCGUCCGAGUUCCGUCCAGAGUCUAAAAUUUGAGUUUAAGGAUGUACUAGUUCCGUCCCGGGUUUUUUAAAUGGAUAUACUAAUUCCGUCCCGUGCAAUUUAUUUAGUUAUACGAAUUCCGUCCCUUUUUGCAUUUUCAACGCUAAAUUAGUGUAGUAUAAAAUUUACGACUGCGAUAACAAUUUUAUUUUAUUUAUAAAAAUAAAGAUCAUAUUGCUUUCAUUUAUCGCGCUAUAAAUAAUCGAAUUUAAUAAUACUACCAUAUUUAACUUUUAAACUUUCCCGUAAUUAUCUGUCUCCGUGUCUGGAUUUAUUAAUUUUUUUUUUUUUUUAUUGUAUGCAUAUAGAAACCUUCUUUUUAUUAGGGACGGAAUCGGUACUUGUUUUUAAUCGGUACGGAAUUAGUAUAUAUAUACUUUUUUUUUACCCGGGACGGAAGUCAAAUGCAGCCGUCUAAUAAUUUAACGCGGCAGUAGUCUAUAUUGUACACCGAGUGAUAAUAUUCCUUUAUCUCGAUGAAAGCAUACACAAAGCGCGAAUAUAAUAUUCUUGUGUGUGUGUGUGUGUGUGUGUAUGUGUGUGUGUGUGUGUGUAUGUGCCGUUUAAUAAUUCUCCCUGUCAAGAAUAAUAUCGCACACUAGUACACUAGCUAUUUAUCGUAAUAAUAAUGUUUAUUUGGUUUUUUUUUAUUUUAUUACAAUUUUUUUAUCGACGGAACCUUAACGUAUUAUUUUUUUUUUAUUUUGACGAUUAUUUUACACUAGGUAUAAUUAUGAUAAUUUUUUUUUUUUUCGUAAUAUUUAUAAUUGGAUCGGUAUUUUGGUUUGUCAGUCGAUAAUAAUACUGAUAAUAAUUGAUAAUUAUUGUCCUAUCGGUCAGUUUUCUGCAUCGAUGAAUAUUGUAAAUGUCGGUAUUUCGGUUGUCAGUAAGCUGACCUGGCGGUCGGUCCUUUUGGUGUCGGAUAAUAUUAUCCAUCUCAUCAAAUUCUAUGUGUAUAUCGUAAUUCGACUGUAAAAACAAUGGGAAAAAACUACCAUAAGGCUAUAUGAACUUCAUAAAGAACUCAAAAAUACAGACGCGCGUGCAAGAAGGGGUUUUAAGAGUACAACCCCCCCCCCCCCCCGAAUUUUAUUUUUUUUUAUUAGAAUAACUAUAGCGGGUAUAUAUAUAUAUAUUUAACAGUGUCAAUCGUAUUUUGUUUUUAUUAUGAUUAUUAUUACUGUUUUAACAAUUUAUAACAUUAUAGAUUGUUCGAAAUUAUAUAAGAAAUGCAGUAUCCAAAUUUAGCAGGGAAGUUUUGAGACAAGAUUAUAAAAAUAAUUAAACUCGUUCAAAUUUAAAUGUACAAAAGAAAUAAUACGUUUUUAUAAAUUAAUAUAUUAAGACCAUAAGAUCGAUUUAAACCCAACAAAAUGUUCACAAAUUCACUUUUUUGGAGGAAAUUGAAUUUUAAAGAAUAUUCAUACAAAACAUUUUACUGCAUUUUCAACAGUUUAUUCUCAAGAAAAUUUAAAUAAAAAUAGAAUGUUGUAUUUUCGAACAUUUUGAAUUUUUAUUUUUUUAUUUCUUCCUAGAAAAUGUUCGUUUACGCAGAUAUUUUUUUCAUUGGAAAUGCUAAUUUCCAUAAUAAAGGCUGUUUAAGGUUGCAUGUUAAAUGCAUUAUUUUUCAACUUAAAUCCCAAUAAUCAUAAAAAUGCAUUCUUUGGUCAUUUUUCAAACUUCUUCAGGCUAAUUUUGGCUAAUUUUUUUCUUGUGGUACUUACGAAAUUCUCGGGCACCUGGAUAAAAGUUAAUUCAAAUUAAAGACCUCAUUUGAGCAUAAAUUUUAAGCUUACAUAAUAAGUUGUAAACGCACAAUAGUUUUUGCGGAAUCGAUAAAAAAAUCAAUCGAAAUUCGAAUACGUUGAAAUUAAAAUUUAAAAAUCGGUUUUUACGAGGGUUUUAUGGCAAUUUAAUAUACUAAAUAUAGAAAAAUCCGUGUUUUCUGCAUGCAUCGGAUUCGAGCCUGGAAACGGUCAUUAUACGUAUCGAUGGACUCGCAGGAAUAAUCGUGAACCACCGGCUAUGUUAUAAGCUAAUUUUUUUUGUUUUGUUUCACAAAAGUUCACUAGAAACCUAACCGUAAAUGUAUACCUGCUAGUAAAUAAAAUCACAACAAACAUUCGGUCCGGACUCUCUCGUCACGAGCGGCUAAAAGUCCGACAAAAUGAAAUUAUACGGUAUUAUUGAAUUGGCGUAGUGUUUUUCAAAUAAUUUCGAGUUGCGUUAGUAAAAAAAAAAAAAAAAAAAACAAAUAAAUAAAUCAGCGGUAGCGGACCGCACGUAAUAUUAUAAAGGGUCUGACAAAUCUGAUGUGACAAAGCAGAUUUUCGGAACUAUCUUUUUCGGAAUCAUAUAUUAUUCUAAAUUAAUUUCAUAUUUUAUUAAUUUAAACGGGAACCUAUGUUUGUGCGCACAUUACGGCUUAAAUAUUAUAUAAAGGUUUAAUAAAUAAUGAGUCGAUAUGAUAAUCGGAGGGUCUAGAAAGAAAUGUGAAACUAUGUUUUUUUUAAUAAUUUGUACAAUUUCGACAGUGAAUAAAUGCGUUUUAUUCCACUCGCCGUAGACAUUAUAAAAAAAUAUGGCAGAACACGAGCGGUCUUCGUUUGCGCAUCACUACUAUCAAUUUUGACCUUUUUCGGAAGACGGUUGCGCAUCGUUCGACUUUUGUGCUAUACAUCGUUUGCGCAUCGACAGGUUAAAUAUUUACGCAUCGACAUUAUUUAACAAUAGAUCUGAAAAAAGUUGUAUUUACCCAAAAAACUUAAGUUGUUUUCUAGGCUUAAAAUAUGAAAAAGAUAUUUCCGAAAAUCUGUUCUGUCACAUCAGAUUUGUUAGACCCUUUAAAAUAUUAUAGACGGUCCACUACUGUGGAUUUAUUUAUUUAUAUUUUUUUUUUUACAAACGCAACUCGAAAUUACCUGAAAAAUCCCACGCUAAUUCAAUUAUAUCGCAUAAUUUCAUUUUGUCGGACUUUUAGCCGCUCGUGAUGAGGGUUCGGACUGAAUGUUUGUUGUGUUUUUUUUUUUUUUACCAGCAGGUAUACGUUUACGGUUAGGGUUUACAUUGGUUCUCGAUUAUUCCUGCGAGUCCAUCGAUACGUAUAAUGACCGUAUCCAGGCUCGAAUCCGACGCAUGCAGAAAACACGGAUUUCUCUAUAUUCCGUAUAUUAAAAUGCCAUAAAACCCUCGUAAGAACCGAUUUUUAAAUUUUAAUUUCUACGUAUUCGAAUUUCGAUUGAUUUUUUUUAUCGAUUCCGCGAAAACUAUUGUGCGUUUUCAGCUUAUUAUGAAAGCUUAAAAUUUAAGCUCAAAGGGGUCUUUAUUUUUGAUUAACUUUGAUCCAGGUGCCCGAGAAUUUCGUAAGUAUCACAAGAAAAAAUUUAGCCAAAAUUAGACUGAAGAAGGUUGAAAAUUGACCAAAGAAUGCAUUUUUAUGAUUAUUGGGAUUUAAGUUGAAAAAUAAAGCAUUUAACAAGCAACAUUAAACAGCCUUUAUUUUAGAAAUUAGCAUUUCCAAUGAAAAAAAUGUCUGUAUAAACGAACAUUUCCUAGUAAAGAAAAGUCGUCCGAUAAUUUUGAAAAUUGUAUAACGUCCAGGUAAGUUGAAUAUAAGAAUUAUUAACGAGUUUCAAGUCUCUACGUGUAUUUAUAAUCGAACUACAGCAAAAAAAACUACCAAAAAUUAAAAUUCCUUAAAAUCCCAAAAGUGGCCCAAAAGAUUUUACGAUGAUACCGUAAGAAAUCAAAUCGAAAAACGGCCUUUUUAAAGAACCAUCUAGACAACUUGAACUUUCAGAAAAGUUGUUACGGUGGAAAAUUGGAUAAAGUUUAGAGAAAAAAAAAAAAAAAACAUAAACAUCUUGGUGAAACCCACAUAGCUCCCUCGCCACGCCCGGAAUCUAAAACGAAUUACGAUUGACACGGUGAUAACCGCACUGAGUGAUUAUUCAACGAAUGCAUAUCGAACAACUGUGAGUGUUGCGCAUCAUGCGGCCAUAUGCAGAUCCGGCAUAACGUGAUUAUCCGUAACGAAAUUUCGGCUAAAUUUUCUUCCCGGCGAUAUUAACAUGAAUCGGAUCAAACGUUCUAAUUUUUUUUUUUUUUUUUAUUCUUCUCCCGUGCCAAUACCGACCGGGUCCGCCCUAGCGUUUGCGCACAAUGCGCACGCGACGAAUAGAAAACAACGCGAUGCGCCCUUUGCGUUUUCACGGGAAAUCCGUCCGUAUCGUUCGCGGUCUGUGCGGACGGAGAUUAUGUGGCCGCGGUAACCGCUGGCACGCGCGGUGUAGGCACGUAUUCGUUACUCCGCGACGCAAUAUUCGAGAUUUUUAUGGAUCCGAGAGCACUUUGCAUUGGUAAAUAAACCGUAUAUUAUAUUUGAGGUGUUGUUGAACUCGCGCGCAUUGUACGAGGCGUACCGACAAUCUGCAUAGACUCCAAAGGGGCUAAUGCAGUUUCCGAAUACCCGGUUUGUCAGCGUACAUUUUUUUUUUUUUUCUUUUCCCUCGUUUUAUUUACAUUUCGCCGAAACGUUUCCGUGGCCAAUCGAUCGCCGAUCCUAAUUCAUAUAUAUAUAUACAUAUAUGUUAUCGCGCGCGUAUAUGCGAGUUAGGUGUGGGCGGUGUUGCGUGUAGCGUCAAGGAUUAUGCGAACAUAUAAGUAUAUUAUAUUUAUGACGUAUCGAGAAAAUCGUCAAAAACCUUUUCGGCGCGUAAUCCUAACGCGAUCUGUUGUUAUUAUUUUAUUUUUUUUUUUUUUUAGAAAAUUUUAAACAAUUAAAUCCAGAGUAUUGUCGUAUGGGUCACUACCGAAUCGCCGGAAAUCGAACGACGACACCGAGUGACGACAAGCGUAAUGCCGAUUCCGAUUUGUUUGUGUAACUGAAUUGUUACACAAACAAUACUGUUUGUGGACCUUGAGAGUUAACAUUUCGACGAUUGUACGGCACACGUUUUAUUUUCCGCGACACCGCUCGGUUAAUUUUCCACCGAAAUAAAUAAUAUACUUUCGAAAGUAACGAGCAAUACGAGGUAUUCUAUCCAAAAUUAACAUAUAAAUUGAAAUGUAAUACAAUUAUUCGGGCUUCAUUUUUUUUUUUUUUUUGUUGCUUCGAAUUUUCCCCGAAAAUAGACAUUAUCGCGCUGUGUGUGUCAUUCGUGUCUGAUAUUAUAUCUGUUUUUUUUUCCCGCCACUUUUGGAUGCUUCUAACGUCGGCUCUCGCUGGACCGAAUGAGUUCAAACUCGGGAAUUAUAGUCGUUUAGAAGGUUUUUCUGAAAUGAUAUAAAAGUUAAAUUUGAUUUCCAUAUGAACUCCAGAAUGUUGUUGGGACAAGGAAUGUUGCAUGAAACUGAGAAGAAGGUUUGAACUUUCAAUGCCCUUACUUCGCCAUAUUUAUUUUAUAGUUUCACCUUAAGUGGACGCUACACUGACAUCUACCGUCUCCGUAUUACAACGCGAGACAUAGCAAAUUUACGUUCAGUAGGACACAUUUUGCGCCACGAGUUUUAAUAUUAUAGCGAAUCGACUCAUUGCCAAAAUUAAAGGUAAGAAGAUUAUUAGGGCUUUAGCGUUGACGAUUUUUCGAUAUUUUUAUUUUUAAAUGAAACAUGAGUAUGUUAAAUAUCACAAAAUAUCUAAAAAUGAUUAUAUUUUGCUUAUAAAUUCAAACAUCGAAAAAACAUUAACGCUAGGGCGUAUUAUACAAUCUUCUUACCUUGAAGUUUGGUAAUAUUUUAAUUUGAUUCAGUGUUAAAACUAACGGCACGAAAUGUCUCCUACUGAACGCAAAUUUGCUAUGUCCCGCGUUUGUAAGACGGAGACAUUAGAUGUCGGUGUGGCGUUCUCUUAGGCUAUUAUUGUUAUAGUAGAUACAGUGUACAAGUAUAUUAUAGUGUUGCGAUAGUUAUUAUAGUAUUUGAAUUUGAUUAUUUAUUUUCAUACAAUAAAUAUUUCUGUAACACAAUAUAAAUAGGGCGGAAAUUAGACUGGAAUGAAUGGAACUCUGCUGCUCACGGGUGGUUUUAAAUUCAGAGCGUAACAAAGAACAUAUUGGUUUUACAACGGUGUUUUUUUUUUUUUUUUAUCUAUGAACAACUUUUCUACCUAAUAUCAUGCUCCGUUUUUUACAAACUUAAUACCUUUUCGAAAAAUACAUUUUUUUCUGAAUGGUACUUUUAGGAGGUCAUUAUUUGAUUUUCCAAGCAUUUUUCAUAAUAGUUGAGAAAAAUCGCGGGAAAAACGUAGGAAAAACGGCGAAAUUCGUUAGAAAUGGCUCAUCGUCGCGUACAGAUAUAAUUAAUGAAAUUUCCUUCUAUAUCCUAUAUUCCCAAUUUCUCACCUACAAUAGCGCUCCCCCCCCUCUCCCCCAUCGCCCGGAGUAUGUCCGUCUUUUUUAAUUCGUUUUUAUCAUUUAGCAAUAAAUAUUAUAAUAGUAGCAUGAAUGUAAAAGUUACAUUCAUGACAAAAUAAACACCAGACUAUUAGGUACCUACAGCCUAACGAUUAAUGUUUGUAUUUGAGUGAGCAUUGUCUGUUUAUUAAUUCACGAUGUAGGCGCACACAACGCGUAAUUUGGCACAAAAUUAGAUAAAUAAAUUAUUGGAUCUAUAUAAUAUGUACAUACGUAAUAGCAGUUUCGUUUUAACGGCCUCUUCCACUGGAUAAUUCAAUGAAAUUGCAUUUUUGACUAGGCCGUGUUGUAUAUAUAAUAUGCAAUAAUAACAAUUUUAAAACAUAUUUUCAUAUCACCUUCCGGAAUUCGAGAUCAAUGUUAUGAUGAGUAACGUUAAAUUAUUUAAUUUGGAAUUUGUUUUUUGAAUAACACAAGACCGUAACUGAAAGGAAGGGAAGGCCCAGCAAUAUACUUGAUGGUUCACCCCGUUUCCUGUACGGCUGCAAUAAAAAACAAUAUUUUUUUAAAUUAUAUUAUGCAUAGUGAGUAAUUGGACGUAUAAAAUAGCCACUGUACACCUCAAAAAAAAAAAAAUCAGUGACACUAACUAAUACGAGUAUUCACUUAUCAACGGGUGUGUUCAGUUUUACGAUAUUCAUAUUCAUAGAGAGUCUACAUCCAGCGACCGCCUGUGCGCCUUUUAAAAUAAUGAUUUCCUCAAUUUUAUGGGAAUUUAAUUUUGCAUAACAUAUAAUCAUAAUACCUACCUACCAACCCCAUACUUUAUGCAAAAAGGAUUCAAAACUUUACUCGUGAUAAUCCAAUAUUGUAUAGGUUUACUAAAUAUCUCAUAACUUUAAUAACUUAAUUUUCCGACUACUCCACGUUUUAUCAAAAUUGCUUUUUAAAUUAUGUAAUGCUGCCUUUAUGUUACGGCAUGUUCACAAAGUUAUACAAAUGAAUAUCACAUAGCUCGUUAGACAUUGAAGUACUUAUAUAUAGAACACCCAUCACUCGAAGAAAUCGCUUAAUUUACAUGUUUUUUAAUGUACUAUUUAUGUCAAACGAUUUAAAACACAAAUACCUCCUAAUAGAGGUUUUUAUUAAAGAAAUUGUUUUCUAUUCUUAAAAAAUUUAAAUAUUCUCAUGGAAGCAUUUUUUUUUCUAAAUAUUUUGACUACAAAUUUGUUCCUAUAUAAUAAUAUAAUUGUGGUAUAAUAUUCAAGGUUCAUAUAAAAAUAAACUUAUUCGUGAUAAUUGCCUAAUAUCUAUGCAUCGUUUUCGGUAAAACGAAAAUAGACAAACAUAAAAACGAACUUCUAAAUAAAAACAUUCAAUGGUUAAACCUUCAAAUAGUAAUACUGUUUAUGACUUGAGAGCAAGUCAUAAUUUAUAUACAAAAAUAUCCUCAGGUUAUACUAUUUAUAGGCUUUAGUAGGCUACACUUUAGUCUAAUGUCUGUGCAGUGUAAUAUGUAGCAACAAUUUAUUUACACGAUUUUUUUUUUUUCAGAAAAUCGUUAGUGAAAAUAUUACAUCCUAAGUGUUAAUAAAAAAAAAGAGCUGAUGCUGUUGAUACUUUGUUGUAGACGGGGAGUCGGGAAGAUAGGAUAAGUAAUGUCAUUUAAUUUAUAUUUGUACGCAACGAUAAAUCAUUGCAGACGACAUUCGUCAAGUUUAUUUUUUGUCGAAAUUUGAACUUAAAAUGCUUAUAAAAGAAAAAAGAAAAAACGACUACAUUACACUCAACUUUUUUUUCACUAAUAAAUACAACUUAUAAUAAACCUCGUGUUAAAUUUUCAAAUAUUUCGACUUGGCCAAAGUUAUGUUCAUAUAAUAAUACACGAUAUUCAACAUUACUUUUACGAUUUUAGUGAAAAAUUGAACUUAAACGCGUAUAAUAAAAUGAUUACGUUAUGGUAAAUUUUUUUUACGACUACAUAAUAAGUUAAACUUAUAAUAAACAUCGUAUUAAAUUGUCAAGAACUUCUGUUAUCCAAACAAUUCUAUCUUCAUAAAACCAAAUAAAAACUAAACAAAAUCGAAAAAUAGCUUAAAAAUCAUGUUCUGUGAAAAUGUCAGGCGUCUCUAAUUAUUUUUAACUAAAUUACAACAAAAUAUCAUACGCACUAACUAGAUUAGAGGUUCCUAAAGUGUGGGUCGCGUUAUAUUUUUAAAUAAUACAUUUUUUUAGAUUCUGAGUGGAGUGAGAAAUGUAAUGGUUUGACAAUGAUGUUUAUUUAUUUAUAUAUUUUUUUAUCUGUAAAUAACUUUUCUACUAGCUACUUUGCUCUGAUGUACAAUGAUGCCACUUCUUCUGAAAGGAAAUCUACCUGGGGCGCUACUUUAAGAAGGUCAUUUUUUAAUUUUCCCAAGAGUUUUCUAAUAAAUUGGAAAAACCGGAAAUAGUACAAAAUGUAGGUAUUAGUUCAAAAAUAUUACAGUCUUUUUUUUCUGUAAACAAAUUUUCUACCAGAAAAUUGGAUCUAUACUUGCAAAUGAGAGUACGUAACUGAACAAACUUCAUGAAUCAUUCAGAAAUGAAAAAUAAACCAAAAUAAGGGUUAUUAAUAUUAUUGUGGGCCCCUUAAAUUUAAAUCAUUUCCAAAAUAGGUUGUGCCAUAAAAAGUUUAUGAAUCUCUAAUCUAGAUUCGAAAUUCAACAAAAAAAAUAUCUAUUGUUAUUUUUUUAAUUGGACCUAGGUUUCUGGUAAAAAGUUGUCUCCUGAGAAUAAAUAAAAAGUACACGUUACAAAACCAAUAUAUUCUAUGAAAAAUAUAAAUAGUAAAACGAUUUUCUUUAAACAAUAAAAAAAAAAUAAAGUAAAUGUAAAUGACAAAAGUUAUGUAAUAAAUUUGAAAAGUAUACUACUAAUAUUAUAUCCUGGUUUUUUUUUUUAAUAUUUCUCGAAAAUAUUAAAAGAAUAACUCUGUAUAUUCUUUAUAAUACUUGUAUGUUAUUAAAAACCUACCAUAAAGAAACAACUAUUUUUCACAACAACGAAUGUAUUGAAAAUGCAAAUGUAUACAUUUCGAUGGUGAUCAUUGUACCUGUUGAACAAUUAUUUUAAUUCGCUAUCUGAAUUCAAAUUUAACCAUCACAUCGCAUUGAGAAAUUUAGCUCCGAGUGCUCUGACACCGAAACGUAAUCUACUGCAGUAACUGAAACACGCAAAAUAAAUGAAUCGGAAUGUAAUUUACUGUAUUACACAUAAUAUUAUUCUUUAUAUUAUUAUCCACACUGUUGCGAAAAAAUAACGAUCGGAAAAACUAAAUCGGUUGUUCGAUUUAUUUUUUGUCGGUAGUCGUAACAUUUAAAUUUUAAAACGUGUACAUCAAUAUAUACGUUAAACAGAACAGCGUCAGUUUAUGGGUAGGUACAAUGACCGUUCGAACACUAUAAUUUUAUCUUGUACGAUAUCUAACGCGAAAUAAGAAUGUGGUUUACCAAAUAUUUCAUUGUCCAUUCCGAGGUGCGUACAAUGCAUACGUUUAUGAACUAAAUAGACACGUACCGACAAAAUGUACGUAAGUUGUUCAGUACCCGUGUGUUUACACUCUACAAGCAGUGCAGUGGGUUACGUACCUACCGGUAUAUUGACUAUGCGUAUAACUAUUAUAUUAUUAAUGAUUAGAAUUUCAGAAAUAUUUAUCGAACGAGACUAAUAUGAAUUUAGUUACUUGUCUGUCUAACCCUCUUCCAGUUAAAUACGCGCUGUUUAUUUAAGUUCUCGCUUGUUUAAACAAGGCGAAGCAUUCGGAUAUUUCGUUUUCACUACCUACCCACCUACCUACCUACCUACCUAUAUUUAUUAAUAUACGGACAAAAAUUAAUUAAAACCCCUAUUAAAUUGCUCUGCGGAUAUUAUUAAUCGCAUUCCUUAGUAAAAUAAACUGUCCAGAUCAAAUAGUAAUAUAAUUUGGAUGUACUGCCGGUUUACGUUGUAGUAAUAUUAGUAAUUAAUAUGGAAAUCCUUCUUCCGCGGAAUGAUUUGAUAUCAUGUUGUAAAACAUAAAUGUUGUUACACCGACAUAAUUGGUUCGGUGGGUUCCGCUGUUGUAUAGUAUGGUGUAGGAAAAAAAAAAUAAUAAAAAACAUUUAAAAUUGUUCACAUGACGAUAGCUUUAUCUGGCUUAUGUUAUGUCACAUGAUAAUACCUGUAAUUAUCUUUACAUAGCUUUUGAAAAUAAAAUAUUUCGCUUAACAAAUAUUCUCCCCCCCCCCCAAGGAACGUCUUUAUGAGAGGCGACGGGGGCGAUCGCCAAUCCCUCCCCUCGAGAUGAGUGGACUUACAAUGGCAUUUGACAUAGUCAUUGGUCCAGAAGCAGAUAUAAUCAAUAUAUUAUUCGACGUAAUUUUUUUUUUCUUAUCAAUCGUCAAUAAUAAAUUCGAUUAUUUCCCCCCUCCUCCCCUGUUAUGUUUAAAACCGAUAAUAAAAUUUGCUCGACAUAAUUAUUUUUACGCACCUAACAAUUUAUUAUACAUGAUAAAUACAAUUUUAAAAUAAAUGUAGCGCAGCUUGUACGGGAAAGCCUUGCAACAAAUACAUAAUUAUGUCAAUAUCCAUUGGCCAUCUAUUGAAAUAAUAGUUCGGUAAGUUACAACUUAUAACUAGAAAAAUGUAAAAUGAAUAGGUACAAAAAUAUUGUAACGGAGUAAAUUGUGUUCGACUGUAAUUUCAAAACGACUCAUCCCUACACGUUUGUCCAGGAUUAUCUAUAUUGAUUUUGAUAUAUGUACAGCAAUUAAUAAUCGAUUAAUCGAACACGUUCUUUCAUUGUUAGGGAUAACAUUGCAAUCUCUGAAUCGUAUUUUAAAAGUAAUUGAAGAUCAAUGUAAUAUUAUACGUCGAAUUUAGUAAUAUUGUUCGUUGCUCAUACCGAGUAACCGAUUGUCUAAACACGGUCACGUUUUGUUAUUUUGUUUAGGUUGUGGUCUUCUGGUGGAUUUGAUGAAGAAAGCGGUACAGACGAAGAAUUUCACCGAGUUGGACAACGCAAUCAAAACUCAAGUAGAACCAAUGUUAUACAAUAAAGGCGAAGGCAGAAUGAUACCGAUCGCCAAGCUCGUUUUACUGAGAAAUCGUGACCGGUCCAGGACGAGAUGGGUCAGUGAAAAAUAUUUAUAA